CCGAGCAGAAGCAAAGCAAGAGCAAAGAGCAGAAGCAUAAGCACAAGCAAAGCAAAAGCAAGACAUAGAGACAAAAACCAGAGAUAUCUAAAUCAAAUCUCAGUUUAACCACAGACAUUGUGUUCUAGAAAGUGAAGUGUUGAUCUUGAAAGACCAUAGAAACAUUAAAACGAAAGUGAACCAAUUACUUGGAAUGGCCACCUUAUCGACACAUCCCAAUUACGGUUUCCAUUUGGGCCAGGCCCAGGGAUUGGAGGACUACGCCCCGCAGGGUCAGCUCCAGCUGAGUCCCGGCAUGGACAUGGAUAUCAAGAGGGUGCUUCACUACUCCCAGAGUCUGGCGGCCAUGGGUGGUUCGCCCAACGGGCCCGCCGGUCAGGGAGUAAAUGGCUCCUCGGGCAUGGGUCACCACAUGUCCAGUCACAUGACCCCACACCACAUGCACCAGGCCGUGUCCGCCCAACAGACCCUAUCGCCCAACAGUUCCAUCGGUUCCGCCGGCAGUCUGGGCAGCCAGAGCAGCCUGGGCAGCAAUGGCAGUGGUUUGAACUCCGGCUCGGGUCACCAGUCCGCCGGCAUGCACAGUCUGGCCACUUCGCCGGGUCAGGAGGGUCACAUCAAGCGUCCCAUGAACGCCUUCAUGGUCUGGUCCCGCCUGCAGCGUCGCCAGAUCGCCAAGGAUAAUCCCAAAAUGCACAACUCGGAGAUCUCCAAGCGUCUGGGUGCCGAAUGGAAGCUGCUGGCGGAGUCCGAGAAGAGGCCCUUCAUCGACGAGGCCAAGCGCCUGAGGGCCCUGCACAUGAAGGAGCACCCCGACUACAAGUACCGCCCGCGCCGCAAGCCCAAGAAUCCGCUGACCGCCGGACCCCAGGGUGGACUACAGAUGCAGGCCGGCGGCAUGGGUCAACAGAAGUUGGGCGCUGGACCGGGAGCCGGUGCCGGAGGCUACAAUCCUUUCCACCAACUGCCGCCGUACUUUGCACCCUCACAUCAUCUGGAUCAGGGCUAUCCGGUGCCGUACUUCGGGGGAUUUGAUCCGCUGGCCCUGUCGAAACUCCAUCAAUCCCAGGCAGCGGCGGCGGCGGCGGUCAAUAACCAAGGUCAGCAGCAAGGACAAGCCCCGCCCCAAUUGCCGCCCUCGUCGCUGAGCAGCUUCUACUCGGGCAUCUAUUCCGGCAUCUCGGCACCCUCGCUAUACGCCGCCCAUUCCGCCAAUGCCGCCGGACUCUACACAUCCUCGUCCACCUCCUCGCCAGGAUCCUCGCCCGGCACCAUCACGCCCAAUGGCAUGGAUGGCUCCAUGGACAGCGCCCUGAGGCGACCGGUACCGGUGCUCUAUUAGGGCCUCGAUUUAGGGUAGAGUACAGAGUAGAGUACAAUUGUUGAAGCAUUCCCAAAGUGAUCCACUGGUUUUAAAUCUUCAAAAGCUCUAAGUAAGCCAAUCCUCCUCCUAACCACUCCGCUUAAUUCUAGUACAAUCUUCGCGCACUUCAGAUCUUAGCAAUAAGUAAAAAACGUACACAAACACACAAAACAUUCCUAGCCAAUACACAAACUAUAAACUAUAAUUUAUUUAGCGCACUCACUACAACCACAAACAAGAAAAUGGAAAAAAACAAAAAACCUAAUUGUAAAUUAAUUUUAUUUAGUUUUAAGCAUUGAGAGAGCGCCUCCUCCUUGUUGUUUUUUUCGCAUCAGCACCAAUCUUAAAUGUAUCUUCUAGUUUUUAAUGUGUAACCCUCUCAAAUUGUAAAUAUCCCAGCCAAUUUCGUUAUAGUGUCAGUGUAGCCCCAAAUGCGAGGAAAAGAACGUACAUCAAUGUAUUAUUGUAUUAUUAAUUGUAUUAAAAGUAAACGUUAUCAUCUAAGCAAAAAAUGGUUUAUGAAAGCCAAUGCAAAACAAAGACAUUUAAAAAUGAAUAA
Messenger RNA from Drosophila subpulchrella, 1922 nucleotides. Its product is annotated as SOX domain-containing protein dichaete. Gene Ontology annotation, molecular function: RNA polymerase II cis-regulatory region sequence-specific DNA binding; DNA-binding transcription factor activity, RNA polymerase II-specific. Gene Ontology annotation, biological process: positive regulation of transcription by RNA polymerase II; cell differentiation; anatomical structure morphogenesis. The record is from RefSeq and is a predicted model, not a curated record. Bases 194 to 1342 code for a protein of 382 amino acids. The transcript has a single exon. NCBI's taxonomy places the organism in Eukaryota, Metazoa, Arthropoda, Insecta, Diptera, Drosophilidae.